CUGUUUUUUUCUGGUUUUGAUUCAGUUUGUUGACAUGCUGCAGGUAGAUAGCUGGUCCACAGCAUGACUGAGGAGGACGGUGUGGAUUUGAGCGGCGGUUUGGAGGAUGUUCCUGUUAUAUGUGAAGCUCUGACACCUCCGACAUUCAAGUAUUCCGCAGAUAACGUUCAGGGCCCAGGAUGCUCCGUAGAUCCAAGUGAAGUCACCCUUCCUGGUUGCUCCUGUAAUUCCCAUUCCUGCCACCCCGAGACCUGCACUUGCCUUCAAACGUCCGACAAGGUCUAUGAUGACACGGGCAGGCUGCUGAACCUCGACGGACCUGAAUCCGGCUACUCUUCCCCCGUGUUUGAGUGCAAUGCCCUUUGUACCUGCAGCGACACCUGCUCUAACCGCGUGGUAGGGAGGGGGCUCCGGCUCAGGCUGGAGGUCUGGCGCACCAAGAGCAAGGGCUGGGGAGUACGAACAAUGAAAGAAAUUCCUCGCGGGAUGUUUGUGUGCGAAUACGCGGGGGAGGUGAUCACUUUCGCGGAGGCCAAACGCAGACAGCUCACCCAGAGAGCCGAGGAGAACAAUUACAUCAUCGCCGUCAGGGAGCACGCGGGGACGGGCUCCGUCACAGAGACGUUCGUGGACCCCGCUCGGACAGGAAACGUGGGCCGCUUCCUCAACCACUCCUGCGCACCGAAUCUGUACAUGCUGCCCGUUCGCGUUCACUCUGCCAUACCGAGGCUGGCGCUGUUCGCCGGACGGGACAUACACGCACAGGAGGAACUGACGUUUGACUACUCGGGAAGAUAUGGCGCCCAAAAGCCCGUAGAGGCGCCAUCCGGGGACGGACUGAAGAGGAAGCAGUGCCACUGCGGUUCGGUGAACUGCACGCGCUUCCUUCCGCUCGAUUUAUCGAUCCUCGGCUGAAAUAAAGUUGUUUUUAACUCAACUGUAAAAAAACAAAAGAAACAAACAAACAAAAAAAAGCAGUUUGUCCAUGAUGAGUUUCCUUGAACCCUCGGUCAGUUCAGCAGCUCAUUAAGACAAGACUGUGGAGCGCAUCGGCAGUUUCCAGCACAAUCGUUUGGAUGAGUCAUGGCUUCGCUCGUCACCGUUUCCUGUUUGGUUCCCUUCUGAUUCUCCCCCUGUCUUAAUGCUGCCUCCCACUCGCUGUAAAAACAGAUAUGAAUAAGAUAAAUAAGAAUAAGAAAAAAAAAAUGCUUUAUUUAUCUAAGGGAGUAAACCUACUGUUAUUCCAACCCAUUUCACCUGAUAUGGGAUAUUUAUUUCCUGUCCUGGUUGAGUCCCAACAGACUUUCAGUCUGUCUCCUUCCAUUUUUCACACCACAAGGACUGGUAUUUAAUAAGUUUCUUUAGACAGACACAAAGGCUUACGCAAAUUAGAAGGGACAAAUUCCUGUUAGCUGUAGAUAUUUAUGUGUCUAUUGGUUCGACAUUUAUCGUUGGGAUGUGUAAUUUCCCAUUUUCUUACAUAUUUUUUCUGCUUCUGAUGGUGCUGGAUCACGAGAGGUGGGAGGUGGGGUACAAGUUUAUAUAGAAACCGACUUUAUUCCCCCGGCAAAGGAGGGGCGAAGGUGUCCUACUUUAGCGUUAACGUGACCAUAACGAAAUCAGGACCAUCUCCUCUCGAUCUGCCCCAUUUCUAGUCUAGACCUGCUUUCAUCUUAUUAAUAUCCACAUUUGGGUUAAUUAGGAUGGAGACCAUGUUUCAUCCUGAAAUGGGACCAGUGCUGCAGCCACAUUGGGGUGGAGAGGAGGGUGGUGGUGGUGCAUAGACGGCACCGAAAACCUUCUGUCGAUCGGAGCGGUGUGGCGAAUUGACUGGAUUCUGCAGUUAAUGCAAUUAUUUGAAA
Poecilia latipinna (sailfin molly) is the source of this 1862-nucleotide messenger RNA. RefSeq names its product SET domain and mariner transposase fusion gene (gene setmar). Gene Ontology annotation, cellular component: nucleus. Lineage: Eukaryota; Metazoa; Chordata; Actinopteri; Cyprinodontiformes; Poeciliidae. Gene Ontology annotation, molecular function: histone methyltransferase activity; protein binding; zinc ion binding. The transcript has 2 exons. Bases 64 to 915 code for a protein of 283 amino acids. The record is from RefSeq and is a predicted model, not a curated record.